Rhizophagus irregularis DAOM 181602=DAOM 197198 is the source of this 1274-nucleotide messenger RNA. The record is from RefSeq and is a predicted model, not a curated record. NCBI's taxonomy places the organism in Eukaryota, Fungi, Glomeromycota, Glomeromycetes, Glomerales, Glomeraceae.
AUGCGUAAAUAUCGAAAACAGAAUGAAAAACAAAAGCUAACUAUCGCUAAGUUAACCCUCCCAAGUGUUUCUAAGGAUGUGCCAGAAAAUUUUAAUACAACAGAAAAUUCAAACGCGAAAAAAUCCAAUGCAAAAGAAAACCUUAAUGAAGCAGCAAUUUCUAAUGCUGAGGAAAUUGAUAUAUCAUCUGAAACAGAAAGGAAACCACUAUCUGAAAUCCAAAAUACAGUUCCUUCAAAACGUAAAAAUGACUUACUUUUUAACAAUAGUAAACUUAAAUUUAUUAAAUAUGUUUGUAUAUCUGAGGGUAUAGUUAUAGAUGAAGGUACAUGUUUGUUAUUACCAGAUGAAUUUAAUGGCUAUAUAUGUGCUGAUACAACUGCUGAUGGAAAUUGCUUAUAUAAUGCAUUGAUGGCAUAUGCCGAUGAAUAUCUUGUCUUAGAAGUCUUUGAAAAAGAUUAUUCGUAUUCAGAUAGAGCAUUUUCAAAAGCAAAUAAUAAGAGAUAUCAGCAACCAGAAUAUAGAAAUAUUGCACCAUUUGUUGCUGAAAUUAUGGAAAUGUGUUGUAUAGGAGCAUGGAGUCCAUUAGAUGAUGAUUCCAUUGAACAAUGGAAAGAAACAAAAGUAUCACUAGAGGAUCAAAUAAUAGCAAAUGGAUUUGUUGAAGCAUUUCAAAAGCGUAAAAAUUCUUUUAAAGGUAUUACACAACAAAUUGCUGCUGAUGAAAUUUGUGAAUUAACUAAAUCACAAAUUGGAUUUGGACAAUCAGCUGUUUCUAAAAUUAUUAAAAGAUCUGAAUUACCUGCUAAUGCAUUGACGAGAGAUGCUAUUAAAUUAUGGAUUGAAAAACAAACUGAAAGUAAGGCAUUUGUGGUAUGAUUAAAUUGAAUAAUAAUAUAAUUAAAAUAAAUUUUGUUUGAACAUUUAUUAUAGCUUAAUAAAGUAUAAAUGAUUAUAAAAUUUUAUAUAUUUUAUAAAUUAAAUAAGUUAAAUAUAUUAAAUAUAUAUAAAAUUAUCACAUUUUGAUGUUGCCUCCUUGUCUUGCUGGUUUGCUUUGGUCUCCUGGAAUAUUAUAUAUUGGUGUUUCUUGUGCUUCUAGUUAGAUAUUUUCGGCUAACUAUACUAUUAUUUAAAAAAGUGUAGUUAGACGAAAAUAUUCAGCCGAAAAUAGUAGAUGUUGAACCAAUAGAUAUUCAAUAAAAUAUUCUAGAUCAACAUGAAUUUUUUUCGGCUGGGUGUUGUUAGCCGAAAAUUUACUGCGCCUUCGGCUGAAU